This is a messenger RNA of Athalia rosae (coleseed sawfly), 803 nucleotides long. RefSeq lists its product as uncharacterized. The transcript has 2 exons. Lineage: Eukaryota; Metazoa; Arthropoda; Insecta; Hymenoptera; Athaliidae. The record is from RefSeq and is a predicted model, not a curated record. The coding region runs from base 101 to 358 and encodes 85 amino acids.
CUUGAUUUUUAUUAUUUCACAUUAGUAUAAAACCGGGGUGAUACGAUCCGUUAGCACAAGCUGACUUACCUCCAAGUAACAAAGCACCUUCUCAAUCACCAUGUUCAAGCUGAUCGUCCUCGCCGCCGUCCUGGCCGUCGUCGCCGCUGCCCCAGGUGGCCUUACCGGAGUCCCCAUCAGCUACGGACAUGGACCCAUCGUCGCUCCCCACGUGAUCGCCGCACCCGCGGUGAUCAAAACUGCCCACUACGUCCACCAGCCAAUCGCCCCAAUUGUCCAUUCCCCCCCAAUUGUGACCAAAACUGUUCUGGCCGGUCACGGAUUAGGAGUCGUCGGACACGGAUGGGGUCUUCAUUAAAAAGUUGAAAAGUCGCUGACGAUGUCGUCGAGAAAGCCAGCCCCCAACUCCAUAUCGUACCAGCCCCACCAACCGCCGAAUUUUUUUCUUCUACAAUCAUCGCAGUAGCGACGUAUUUUUAAAGAAGAAAAAAAUUAAACCAAAAAAAAACAAAAAAAAAUAAUCACCAUUCGAGAAAAGCGAAAAAAAUUUCUUUUACUUCGAUGUCAUAUACCGCAGUGUAAUAGAUUUGCCCGGAGCUUGGGUUCGGUAAAUUAUUGGUACGGAGAAUUUGGCGUUUUCUCAUGUUAGUGAAAAUGACAAAUUCCCAUAUCACGAUUCACCUGUUCCUACACUUCGGGAGAUUUUAUAUACUUCAUUCUGGUAAAUUUUCCAUUCAAUCACCACGAUCAUCCCCCAGGCGUUACUUUACGAAAUUUUAAUAAAAUUCCUUUCUUAAACCCAA